Messenger RNA from Caenorhabditis elegans, 855 nucleotides. RefSeq names its product Serpentine Receptor, class BC (Class B-like) (gene srbc-75). The record is from RefSeq and is marked reviewed. Bases 1 to 855 code for a protein of 284 amino acids. Lineage: Eukaryota; Metazoa; Nematoda; Chromadorea; Rhabditida; Rhabditidae. The transcript is spliced from 2 exons.
AUGAUAUUGCUUUCACUUUUAAAUUAUUUAUUAUCAAUUUUAUUCGCGACCGCAGCAUUUUUCCUGAACUGCUACAUAUUGUUUUCAAUAUUUUAUCAAAAACGAAUACCAAUUAACCAAAGUAUGACAUUCAUCUAUUGGAAGUUUAGUGUAGACGUAGUUUAUACCUUGAAUUUAACGACAUUGAUGUUUUAUUAUCUCUUAAUUUCGCUUUCAGCUAAUUUUAUAAUUAAAAACUUAACAUUUUGGUUGGUUUGGGCAUCUACAUCAAUUGGAAGUAUGAGGUCGUUACUAGCACUUUUGAUAUCCUUUGAGAGAGUUCUUGCCACUUAUUUUCCAAUUUAUUUCCAUAAGUAUCGACAGAGAUUUCCUAACUUUAUAGUUCUUUUAAUAAUCGUAACUAGUGGAUUUUUCGACCAAUAUACACUAUUCGGAUACUGUGGAAAUGAUAUUGACACACCAUUGGAAUGCAAAGGUUUUUCAUGCGCUGUUAACACGUGUUAUUACUCAUACUAUUUCUCGAAUGAGCGAGUUGUUUGUUUUAUGAAUGGAGUAUUUUCACUCACUUUAUUUUUUCGAUUCUUUGUUUGGAAAUACGUUUCAAAAACUCAGACAAAUGAGAGGAUAUCCAGAGCCACGCGUAUUGCACUACUCGACUUUUUCAUAAUGAUAUUCUUCAAUAUCUUGGCUUCCUACAUUACCACUAUUUUCAACUUGCAAAAUGUUGGUCCACUGACAAUUGUUACGAAAACACUUGGAUUUGUGAUUGAAGGAGUAAUAACGUGUCGAGUUUUGUUUGGUGCGAAAAACGUUGUUACUGUUGUUGUAACGACGAAUUCACAGAAAUCAUCAUGA